Molecule: messenger RNA, 1089 nt
Organism: Neohortaea acidophila
Lineage: Eukaryota; Fungi; Ascomycota; Dothideomycetes; Mycosphaerellales; Teratosphaeriaceae
Exons: 1
Coding region: 139-897 (252 amino acids)
Source: RefSeq, a predicted model, not a curated record
AUAUGAGCCCGUGUUGUGGAUGUAUGGCAGUGUUUCUGGAACGUUGAACGCCCCGAAACUGGAAAAGCGAUUUUGCGAGGAAUAGUUGCCGAUGGAGGCCGUUGAAAUACCUGGAUUCGGGCCGGCAGAAGCGGAGAGAUGCUCGGGAUCGUCGAGGUGCUGGUGGGAUCCAUUCCUAUGUGUUGGCAGUCAUCAGCGCUUGUGCUUCCGGUGAGAUGCAGCAAAGCUGCCCACUGGCUGGAGCGCAUGAAUGCCCAGACGUGCUACGUGGAACGAACGAAAAUGAAGCUGCAGGAGCCGCAGAAUCUCACGAUGGUCUCACAGCGACAAUGUGACGAUAAUGGCUGCGGUGUAACAUGUGGUUGUCGGCGCACCAACCCGACGACAAGGAACAGCUUGCAUGGGAGAUGCACGCCACCGGGGGUCGACGAAUGGAAAGAGACGAGAAAUGAGUACGUACCUGGAACUGUGGUGGGAUACACCGGGGUCCGCGAGGAAGCGCCCGGCUCCUGCCCCGGGAAAGGUGAAGGUCGGAUCGCCAGGCUGAUGCAACGAAUUAUCGCGCUGCAGCUCGAGUGGUGGAAAGACUGUGCGCGGCGUGUGACUGCCGCUGAAAUGGUCGAGGCAGUCUUGUUCGGAGAUGGUGUACUCGUGGGGGAGGGGAAGAGGUGGGAGAAGCGGUCCUGCAUCGGCAAGUCAGCUCCGCUCGGCUUGUUCUUUGAUCGACAAUCUUGUUGGCGAUGGGCGUUGUGCAUGGAGGAUGCAAGGAAACGUGAUUCGCCCGGUGUUGCUCACGGCGCUCGUGUGACCGCGACAAGCUUUGGAGAUUGCCGGGGCCAGGGACUGGGCGCGGGAUCACAAGAGCACCAAGAUUGGGCUGCUAUGCGUGUCGGAUGACAAGAGUUGCGGGAAUUGGUCGGCAGAUGGGAAGGGGGAGGGAUGCAAUUCGCGAGUGUGGCAAAGCAGGAUGCAAGUCGUCGGGUUGGGAGGGCGAUGCAGAAAGCUAGUAGCUUACCUUGGUCCAUUGUGCUGUCGGAGCUGGCUGGGGUAUUGUGCUGGGUACCUGAUGUUUAAAACCGGUCAGCCUUG